CCCUAUCAAAUUUCCCUCUCUCCGCCUCGUUACUUCCACAACUUGUGUUUCCUCCUCUCACCGCCGUUACUAGCGGCGGCGCCGUUCGGACAACUGGCCGUGAAGUAGAUCCGGCAAUCGCGCAUCAGCCAUCUGGAUCCGAUUUUAAUUUCUGGAAUCUCCAAUCUAAUUAGCCCUAUCUCUUCUUCCUCUCUCCAUCUCUCGUGUUUUUCAGUUAAUUUUUUUUACUAAUUUUUAUUUCUCUUCAUUUUUUAAAAUGUUUUUAUUUUCUGGCCAGCGGUGAGUCAUUUUUCUAAUCCUGUUUUAACCCGUAUUGGACGCUACCCACUCUCUUCUCGAUAAAGAUGAUUUGACAUUUUUACCCCCAAAUUGUAAACCGAGCUACAGACUUCGGGGUGCUUACGUGGCGUGUUUUAGGGCUAUAAAAUGAGUCAUCAUCCUCGUAGGAUCGUGCCACCUGGCCUAUCCAAAAAGCGCAAGGAGAGGGAAUCUCCUAGUUUUCCUAUUAAGCCCUCGGCUGCAGUUCCGGCUCGACCUGCAGCUUCAAAAGCCGUCGAGCCGAUUUGCUCAAAUCGGCUGCUGGCUGGGUAUAUGGCGUAUGAGUUUCUGACGAAGGGGACUUUGUUUGGGAAGAAGUUUGUUGUUCCGGCUCGAGCGGGGGCUGUAGCAGUGAGGAGCAGCAGCUCAGCAGAAUUGAAGCGGGUUAAGAGGGAAGCCGAGCUGGUAGGAGGAGAAAAGCAGGAGGAGAGGAGUUAUGAUGAGGUGGCAAGUAUAGUGAAGUCAGAUGGGGUCCACAUACCUGGAAUUGUUAAUCCUACACAGCUGGCGCGGUGGACUCGAGCGUCUUAAAUAAGAAGAAGGUGGAUCAUUUGAGAGAGAGAGAGAUUUUGGUUGUUGGUAUGUCGAUUAACUGCUGUAGUUUUCUGUAGGGAGUAAAGAGUAGCAAAAAUGUGUAUCUGGGUAUUCUCUGCUUCAUAUAAUCUCACUCUGUUGAUGUGUUUUUUUGUUGAAUUGAAUGGAUGGAUUGAUUGAAA
Molecule: messenger RNA, 1034 nt
Organism: Tripterygium wilfordii
Lineage: Eukaryota; Viridiplantae; Streptophyta; Magnoliopsida; Celastrales; Celastraceae
Exons: 1
Coding region: 427-849 (140 amino acids)
Source: RefSeq, a predicted model, not a curated record